AUUGCAUGCUGGUUCAGCUGGAGGUCUAUUUGCAAAAUCCAUUUUAGAAUUGACAGAAAUGGUAAUUGAUUUUUUCUGGUUGUAUUAUUUGCUGUAUCAUUCAAUUUCUUAAAGCUAUUUUGUGCUAGGUAAAAGUAUCUGUGAAGUGGUUAAUUUUUUGGAAACAUGAAAAUUCAUAUGUAAGUGAAUAAUCCCAGAUAUUAUGUAUACUCCACAGGAUAAGAAAUUUAAAUAAGUAAAAAAAAAAUGAAAAUUUUAGGAAAGAAAAAUAAAUGGUCACACAAACCUCAAGUAAUUUAUCCUCACUUUGAGCAUGACAGUUGAAGGUACCUGUCACCUACUGUCAGUGUUUAUACCUCCAGCUGAUCACAUCAUUUCAUGUCCUCCCUCACUGUCAAUGUAAACUGGGAGAAAUCAGGUUACACUCACAUUAAUCUAUUAAUGAUGUUUUCUUCCAGUGUUUUUACAGAAAAUCACAUGAUUCAUUAAUCAUUUGUACAUUUUCAUUGAUUAUCCUAUUGUUUACAUUGACAAUGGAGGUUUCUUAGCUUAAUACCUUAACCAGAAAGAAAGGAUGGGAGAAAUUGCUUGAAAGGAGCUGGUCGAUUAAAUCGGUUCUGGGGGCCUUGAGCUGUUGGUUGAGGGCAUGCCUCUUUCACACAUAUCACUGUGGCUUUAAAACAGACAGGUAGCUAGGAUACACACACAUAGAUAUCUGAACAUGUAUUAGGGUCACUUUUUUAAAUCAAAAUUGGAUGUGCUUAGAGAAACAUAAAAAUGUCAGGCUGUAUCGAUCCAGCAAUAAGCCAAUGUACAUGUAUAUACCAUAUUUAUCCAGCAAUAAGCUGACAUCUGUUAAUAAGCCCACAAUUCCACACAAAUGCUAUUAAACAAAGGCUAUUUCAUUGUCCUGUCUAAAAUCCUACCCCUUAUUUUGAAUGAAACCUCUGUUUCUUCCUGGGCUUAUUUCAGGAUAAAUAUGGGAAGUGAAAUAUAAUCUUUUGAUCUUUUGAAAUAAAACAAAAAAUAUGCAUAAGAUGACAGCUAUCCAAAUGCAUGUCAACAUCAAAACUGGGGAAUCGAGAUGCUGAUGCUGAACUCUGUACUCUCUCACUCUUUUUUUGGUUGUUUUUCUACUUAUUAUGAUAUUAUGAUCACAUGAUCAUAUUAAUUGUUUUAUUUCUGAGGAAUUUAAAACAAAUGAAAAUCAAAUUGUAUACUACAGUAUAAUCUAAAUGACACAGCUUUGAUAUAAAGAGACUCUGCAUGACUAUAUGUGCCUACACACACAUAACAGGUAUCAUACUGACACAUGUACCUGGUAUAUCCAAGUUGCAUGCAACAUCUGUACUGAUAUAAACCCAAAAAUGCAUGGGCGUUUAUCCUAAUGCUAGCUCAGGGGCAUAUACCCACUCACAAGCAUCAUAUUGGGAGUGUGACUGUUGAUUGGUGGGAAAAGUUCUAUCUGUAUUGAGAAAAAACUUAAUUAAUCUAGGUACCCAUACAUUGUAUACAAAAAAAUUGUACCUAAUGAUCAUGUCUUACACUUUGUUACCAUGAUUUUUUAAGAUAAUUUAAAGUUUUCAGGAAAUGCAAGUCAAGUAAUAUUAUAUAUUUUAUAAGUUUGGGACAUUUGAUUAAUUAGAUCAUUAAUAGUACAAUAAAUUGUGUAUAGAUGAGAACAGUAAGUUAUCUGAAUUGUUUGCCUUCUGGUGACACCUGGAAAGACCAUUCUUGUGUUGACAUGUAUAACUUCUGCUUUUGUUGAAACAUAUAUCUUCUAGAAACAGUUUGGUUCCCAUGGUUACCUGUACUGAAAGGUUUGCUUUUAUCCUGUAUAAUUUUUAACCAAUUUUGACAGAUGAAGUAUUUCUUCAAAUUCUUAGUCCAUUUUAAAUUUUCUGUCAAAACUGUGAAAAAAUAUUAAACAGAAUGAACAACCUUUACAUAUACAUUUGUUUCUGAAGUGCUUAUGUCUGCUAGACAUACCAGGUAUCUUCAGCUGUCUAUUACUCUGUCUCCAUAGCUAGAUUCUCCAUCCAGCAUCAACUCAUGCAGUUUAACUCAUAGGGAUGUCAUUUUGAACUUUUAGUGGUGUUAUUUUGACCUACAUUUAAAAACCAAAUUGUAAAGUAAGAAUGCUGAAAUGGCUAAUUGGGAACUAGCUAGUUGUGGUUGGUACAAUACAUUUGAAAUAGAAAGACAUGCCUAACUACUGUAAAUUGGUACUUGUAUUUCUGAAGUAUUUACAUAAUUGAAUUCUUUUCGAGAAGUUGGAAAUACAAUUACAGACUUCUUAACAACAGAACACAGAUCUUUUAAAGUGAAGUAAUUUUAGUAUAUUGACAUUUAAAAAAAAAAUUUUUUUUGGAAGAUGGGAACAUUUUAGGUGUGUUUAGAUGGAAAAACAGGGAAGCUACUUUAGCAGGAAAAGAAAUGUGAUCAAGUGUUAAUUUCUUCCAGUCAGGAACAUACAGAUAUGUUAGUUGAUAAUUAGGUCAAGAAAGGUCAAGGAACAUGACCUUUGGGAAGGAAAAGAAGAUUGUACACGAUGUAUUAUGUAUAAAGCCCACCCCAGAGAUGUACGCCACAGCGUAUGAGCAUUACAACAGGAGCCUCAAGAUGAUGUGUUUCAGCUCGUGGGUGCAGUAUUCUUUACAUAAGAAAAAAAAGCUGCAGAAGAUGUUAUUACAAAUGGAGCGGGCAGAGAGACAUCGUGCUCAGAAGGUGAUGAGGGUCCAUCUGGAUGAGUGGAAGGACUGGGUGAAGUACAGGAAAGGGUGCCAAGCCAUGUCAUAUCAGAAGAUAAAGAAGAUAUACCAUAUCUCCAUUGGAAAGGUCAUUUUCAAGGAGUGGCAUGAAACUACUGUUCGGGCUAAAAACCAGAGGGAGUACUUCGAGAUAAAUUUGAGGAAACUUGAACGUGGCGAGAAUAUGGAAGAUGAUGAAACCUUCGGCCAAGGAACAGGAGAAGCUCGGGAUAGCAUCUCACAUCUCCGAGACAUCGGGUUCGGCGAUCUGGCUGUCAAGAUCUUCAGCUUUGUAGACAUAGCUGACCUAGCGAGAUGUUCACGGGUUUGUCGGUCCUGGAAAGUCAUCACCCAGACACCCGCCCUGUGGAGUCGGCUGGACUUCUACAAAGUUAGAAACAGAAUGCUAUAUGGUGUCACCGACCAAAUAACGACCCGUCUCCUUGCAAAGUGUCGGCCGUACCUCAUCCACCUUAACCUCCGGGGCUGUGUCAAAGUCACAGAGCCUACCUUUGUCAGCAUCAGUGAGUGCCGUAACCUCCAGGACCUUAAUCUUUCAGAAUGUAAAGGACUUAAUGAUGAACACAUGAAGGUGGUUGCCAAAGGAUGUAAAAUUUUGUUGUACCUAAAUAUUUCUCGGACUUCUAUCACAGAUGCUUCUCUCAGAACUAUCUCAAAGUACUGUGCUAAUCUCCAGUUCCUCAGUAUGGCCUCGUGUCGCAAGUACACCGACAAGGGCCUCCAGUAUCUGUCAUCAGGAAAGAAUAGCAAGAAGCUGGAGUACCUGGAUCUCUCUGGCUGUCUACAGGUGACUCCCGAAGGUUUCCAGAACCUUGCCGCUGGCUGUACAAACAUGCAUACCCUUAUCCUCAAUGACUUUGCAACAUUAAACGAUGACUGCCUUAAACCUAUCACUGCCAAGUGCUUCAAGUUACAAAAUAUUUCUAUCCUGGGUUCCCCAUUACUUACUGAUGAAUCGUUCCGACGUUUGGCUCAGCGUGGGAAGCUAAAGAAACUCCGAAUUGAGGGUAACCACAGGAUUUCUGACCAGAGUCUGAAGGUGAUUGGGAAGAAUUGUACCCAGUUAGAGCACAUCUAUGUUGGGGACUGUCAGAAACUGACUGACCUGUCACUGAAGGCCCUCAGUAACUGUAAAAACCUGGUCGUGUGUAAUGUGGCAGAUGUUGUCAGAGUAACAGACAGUGGAGUAAAGGGCCUGGUAGAAGGGCCAGCCACACAAAAGAUCCGUGAGCUCAACCUUACCAACUGUAUCCGAGUGGGGGAUAUGUCACUGAUUGCCCUCAGAAAGUGCCACUCGCUGACCCACCUGAGUGUGUGUUAUUGUGAACACAUUGCGGAGGCCGGAGUGGAACUACUGGGUCAGAUACACAGCCUCACCUCCAUUGACCUAACAGGCUGUAACUGUGGCGAUAAUGGGUUAUCUGCUCUUGGAAACAACACUCGCCUGAAGGAUGUGACCUUGUCAGAGUGUACCUCUAUCACAGAUCUGGGUCUACAGAAGUUUACCCAGCAGUGUAAGGAUAUCGAGCGUCUGGACCUGUCUCACUGUGUGGGAAUAACAGAUGGUGCAAUUAAGAACCUGGCAUUUUGCUGUAGAAUGUUGAAUGUUCUGAAUGUGGCUGGAUGUAAGCUGGUGACUAACCUGAGUAUCCAGUACCUGUCUGGAGUAUGCCACUACAUGUAUAGCCUUGAUAUUAGUGGCUGUCUCCUUGUCACAGAAAAAGCCUUAAAGUAUCUGAGGAAAGGAUGUAAAAAGCUGCACAGCCUGACUAUCCUAUAUUGUAAAGGAAUACCCAAAUCCUCUGCACAGAAAAUGAUGCGGAGCGUAGAGGUGGUUAAGUACAGUAACGAUGACAUCCCACCAUACUAUGGUUAUGUUGGAUGAAAAAAGUCAAACCCUGGACCAGACAAGACACCCAGUUAUUGACAUGUUAUUGACAUGUAUAUGAAUAUACUAUGACAAAGUACAAAGACUGCUAGCACAGUAAUGACUGGAUACCCUGGUUAGUGUUACCAGUCGACUCCGCAGCAGACCAAUGUCUGUACAAUAGUCUGUGAUAGUCAUCUCUGUAUUUCACGUCGGAUGACAACUGUGGCACCCACAUCCACUUCAUGUACCGACAUAUAGUCUUCAUCAGGAUAGUAAUAUUCUGUAUGGGACAGUAAGGUACAGAACGUCACUACUGACGGAACGUCACUGCUGAAAUCUUUCUGAUAUAUAAUAUCUCAUAUCAUUCCGUUAUAUAUAAUAUCUCACAGUGUCUUGGAAUCUUUUCCAUUUUUUCCCCAUAUUUUGUUUGAUAUCAAAAUGCAAAGCAGUAAUUAUGAUAUGAUUAUAAGACAAACACUUCUGCUUUGAAGCCAAAAAGUCACACAGAGGCAGAUAUCAGUAUUUAUACAGCACUACCAAUUAAUGGAACAGCGAGUUGUAUAUUUAUAAGUACCUUGUGAUACACCGUGGGACCUUACGGAACAGUGAGUUGUAUAUUUAUAAAUACAUUGUGAUAUACGCUGGGACCUUACGGAACAGUGAGUUGUAUAUUUAUAAGUACAUUGUGAUACACGCGGGGACCUUACAGAACAGCGAGUUGUAUAUUUAUAAGUACCUUGUGAUACAUGCUGGGACCUUACGGAACAGUGAGUUGUAUAUUUAUAAGUACCUUGUGAUACACCUUGUGAUACACCUUGUAAUAUACAACCUGUGCCUUCAUUAGUUAUAACUGCUGUAAAUUGACUAGGUAAAUGCACCACUCAUUGAUGUAUCCUAACUCAUGUAACAGCACCAAUCCUUCUUGAAGCAACCAAAGGAAGCAAUGUUCCAAUUAUGUUAAAGAUAUUGGUGUCAUUUGGGAACGCAUUUAAAAUAAAAUCAAAUACAAAA
This is a messenger RNA of Pecten maximus, 5652 nucleotides long. RefSeq names its product dynein regulatory complex subunit 6-like. Gene Ontology annotation, molecular function: protein binding. Gene Ontology annotation, cellular component: SCF ubiquitin ligase complex. Lineage: Eukaryota; Metazoa; Mollusca; Bivalvia; Pectinida; Pectinidae. Bases 2518 to 4656 code for a protein of 712 amino acids. The record is from RefSeq and is a predicted model, not a curated record. Gene Ontology annotation, biological process: SCF-dependent proteasomal ubiquitin-dependent protein catabolic process. The transcript is spliced from 23 exons.